Molecule: messenger RNA, 2388 nt
Organism: Erigeron canadensis
Lineage: Eukaryota; Viridiplantae; Streptophyta; Magnoliopsida; Asterales; Asteraceae
Product: ent-kaurene synthase 2, chloroplastic-like
Exons: 14
Coding region: 1-2388 (795 amino acids)
Biological process (GO): gibberellin biosynthetic process
Cellular component (GO): chloroplast
Molecular function (GO): terpene synthase activity; magnesium ion binding
Source: RefSeq, a predicted model, not a curated record
AUGUUACUCAGCAGGUUGCCAGUUACAACAGUCCCUUCAUCACACAAAUCACAUAGGUUGUACGCGGUUGAUCGCUCUUCAAUUGAGCAGUACAACCCUUCGACAACGCUUUCCAAAACUUCUUCUCGUAACGGUGAAGCAAAUCAAACUGUUUUGAGCCUUGAUGUGACAAAAGAACAAAUCAGAAAACUGUUCAACAACAUAGAUUAUUCGGUUUCGGCAUACGACACAGCAUGGGUAGCUAUGGUUCCAUCUCCAAGUUCACCCGUAUCCCCAUGUUUCCCCAACUGUUUGAAAUGGCUGAUGGACAACCAGCAUAAGGAUGGAUCAUGGGGUCUGCAUUAUGAUCAUUCAUUACUUAAGGAUAGUUUGUCCUCAACUUUAGCUGGCAUCAUUGCAUUAAGACGAUGGAAUGUUGGGGAAGACCAAAUAAACAAAGGCCUGUACUUUAUUGAAUCGAAUUGUGAUUCAGCUACCAACAUGAAUCAACCAUCUCCAUUUGGUUUUGAGAUUAUAUUUCCUCACAUGCUUCGGUGUGCCAAAGACUUAAACAUAAACCUUCCUUUUAAAGAAAUAGAUCUGAGUCUCAUGCUAAACAGGAGAGAAUUGGAGUUGAGAAGGUGUUAUUCAGAAGAUAUGGAAGCCUACUUGGCAUAUAUUUCAGAAGGGCUUGGUGAUUUGUAUGAUAAUAACAUGGUGAUGAAAUAUCAGAUGAAGAAUGGUUCUAUUUUAAACUCUCCUUCAGCAACGUCAUCUGUGCUCAUUCGUCAUCAAAAUGUUGGUUGUAUGAAUUAUCUAAGUGAACUAUUGGAAAAGUUUGGUAAUGCAGUCCCAACACUUUACCCUCUUGGAUUAUAUGUACGACUUUGUAUGGUUGACGCACUUGAAAGAUUGGGAAUCACACGCCAUUUCCGGAUGGAAAUCCAAAAUGUUUUAGACGAAACAUACAGAUGUUGGGUGCAGAAUGAUGAGCAAAUAUUCAAGGAUGUUGCCACUUGUGCUUUAGCCUUUCGGUUAUUAAGGACAAACGGGUAUGAAGUUUCAUCAGAUCCUUUGGCUGAAAUUACCAAAAUGGGGGCUUCCGUGAAUUCACAUAAGGAAACUUUCAAAGGAGUUUAUACUGCUCUUGAAGUCUAUAGGGCAACACAUCUUAUACAUGAAGAUGUAUUAGCUUUUGAAGAUAUAAGAUCAAGGUCGAAAAAGUAUCUUGAAAAAGCAAUAUCCACUACCAAAGUCCCAUCAAACAGGCGCUAUAAAUUAAUUCACGAAGAGGUCGACAACGCUCUCAAGUUCCCCUUCAAUGGUUGUUUAGAACGCAUAUUGACUAGAAGAAAUAUAGAGAAUUACAAUGUAGAUAAUACUAGAAUAUGGAAAACUGCAUACCGUUCAUCAAACAUUGCGAAUGAGGGUUACCUACGGUUGGCAGUGGAGGAUUUUAACACAACCCAAUCUAUUUAUCGUGCAGAGGUGCAAGGUCUUGAAAGGUGGAUGGAAGAGAACAAAUUGAACGAGCUCAAGUUUGCUAGGCAGAAUUCUGCCUAUUGUUACUUCUCAGUAGCUGCAACUCUUUACUCUCCUGAACUAUCAGAUGCGCGUAUAUGCUGGGCCAAAAAUAGCAUCCUCGUUACUAUAGUUGAUGAUUUUUUUGACGUUGGAGGCUCUAUGGAUGAGUUUGAAAAUCUGAUUCAGUGUGUUGAAAGAUGGGAUGUAAAUCUUGACACCGACUGUAUUUCAAAUGAAGUUCGGGUUUUAUUUUUGGCAAUAAAGGAUAUAGUAUGCUGGACUGGAGAUGCAGCUUUCCAAAGGCAAGCACGAGAUGUAAAAAGUCAUGUUAUUGAAAUCUGGUUGAGCAUGUUGAAGAAUAUGCAGCAAGAAGCUAUCUGGGUGACUGAUGCUUGCGUGCCAACUAUAAAUGAGUAUAUGGAAAAUGGUUACGUAACAAUUGGAAUUGGCCCAACUUUACUUCCAGCUCUUUACUUUGUGGGACCAUCAUUAUCGGAAGAGAUUGUUCAAAGCUCUGAGUACGAAAAGCUAUUCGAGCUUGUGAGCACUCAAGGACGCCUUUUGAAUGACAUCCGAACCUUUAAGAGAGAACUUGAGGUUGGAAAGUUAAAUGUCGUGCCAUUGCACAUGAUACACGGAAAGACAGGGAUUGUCGAGGAUGAGGUCGUCGAUAAUAUUAAGAUGUUGAUUGAGAAGACAAGGAGAGAACUGAUGAAAUUAGUUAUGGAAGGAGAGGGAAGCAGCAUUGUUCCAAGAGCUUGUAAAGAUGCAUUUUGGGACAUGUCUAAUGUGUUAAAUCUAUUCUAUGCAACAGAUGAUGGAUUUACUGGACGUGCGAUCCUUGAUAUUGUGAAGGACGUCAUUUACAAACCAGUAACCCACUAG